Messenger RNA from Orycteropus afer afer, 3117 nucleotides. It is a transcript of the gene NLRP14, whose product is annotated as NLR family pyrin domain containing 14. NCBI's taxonomy places the organism in Eukaryota, Metazoa, Chordata, Mammalia, Tubulidentata, Orycteropodidae. Gene Ontology annotation, cellular component: cytoplasm. The record is from RefSeq and is a predicted model, not a curated record. Gene Ontology annotation, biological process: regulation of inflammatory response. Gene Ontology annotation, molecular function: protein binding.
AUGGCAGCUUCAUCAUCAUCAUCUUUCUUUUCUGAUUUUGGGCUACUGUUGUAUUUGGAGGAGUUGGACAAAGAGGAGUUUAAUAAAUUUAAGUUACUCCUAAAGAAUGAGACCAUAGAACCUGGGCAUCGCCAGAUACCCUGGACUGAAGUGAAGAAGGCCAAGAGGGAGGAUCUAGCUAACCUGAUGAACGAGUAUUAUCCAGGAGAGCAGGCCUGGAGUGUGGCUCUCAAAAUACUCAGCAAGAUGAACCUGAAGGAUCUGUGUGAGAAAGCAAAAGCAGAGAUCAGCUUGGCAGCCCAGACCAUGGGACCAGAGGACAAGGCCAGAGAGGACCAGGGAGUUCAGGAGCCAGUGCUAGGUGAUGGAACACAAUACAGAAUUCACAUAAAAGAAAAGUUUUGCACCAUUAGGGACAAGAACCGUUUGCUUGGAGAACCUGAAGAUUUACGUCAUGAAAUUACUCAGGAAGAUCGAGAACUGUUGGAACAUUUGUUUGAUGUGGACGUCCAAACUGGUGAGCAGCCACGGACAGUGGUGCUGCAGGGGCCUGCUGGCGUUGGGAAAACCACCUUGGUGAGAAAGGCAAUGUUAGAUUGGGCAGAGGGUAAUCUCUAUCAGCAGAAGUUUACGUAUGUUUUCUAUUUCAAUGCAAGAGAAAUUAACCAACUGAAAGAGAGGAGCUUUGCUCAACUUGUAUCAAGGGACUUGCCUAGCACAGAAGACCCCAUUGAAAGGAUCAUGUCCCAGCCAGGUAGUCUUCUUUUUAUUAUUGAUAGUUUUGAUGAACUGAACUUUGCUUUUGAGGAACCUGAGUUUGCACUGAGCAGUAACAGGACCCAGGAACACCCAGUGUCCUUCCUCAUGAGUAGUUUACUGAGGAAAGUGAUGCUCCCUGAAUGCUUCUUAUUGGUAACAACGAGACUCACAGCCUGUAAGAAACUAAAACCUUUGUUGAAGAGUCACCGUUAUAUAGAGCUAGUAGGAAUGUCUGAAGAUGCAAGAAAGGAGUAUAUUUACCAGUUUUUUGAAUAUAAGAAUUGUGCUGUACAAGCAUUCAGUUCACUAAGAAACAAUGAGAUACUUUUCAACAUGUGCCAAGUCCCCCUAGUAUGCCGGAUCAUUUGUACUUGUCUGAAGCAGCAAAUGGAGAAGGGAGCUGAUGUCAACUUGACCUGCCAAACUACCACAUCUCUAUUUAAAUGCUAUAUCUCUAGCUUAUUCACACCUGUAGAUAAAAGCUGUCCCAGUCUACCCAACCAAAUCCAACUGAAGAAUCUGUGCUACUUAGCUGCCAAGGGAAUAUGGACUAUGACAUAUGUAUUUUACAAAGAGAAUCUCAGAAAGCAUGGAUUAAAUAAAUCAGAUGUCUCAAUUUUCCUGGACAUGAAUAUUCUUCAAAAGGAUUUAGAGUAUGAAAAUUGCUACGUGUUCACUUACCUGCAUGUUCAGGAGUUUUUUGCAGCUAUGUUCUAUAUAUUGAAAGGCAAGUGGGAAACCAGGGGCUAUUCCCACCAGCCUUUUGAAGACUUGAAGGUGUUACUUGAAAGCAGAGCUUAUGAAGACACUCAUUUGAUGCAGAUGAAAUGUUUUUUGUUUGGCCUUUUGAAUGAAGAUAGAGUAAAACAACUGGAGAAAAGUUUGUAUUGUAAAAUAUCAUGGGAGCUGAAAUGGGAGUUACUUCAGUGGAUAGAAACAUUAGGAAACAAUGAAUGUUCUCUAUCACAGUUGAGAUUUCUGGAAUUGUUUCACUAUCUGUAUGAAACUCAGGAUGAAUCAUUCAUAAACCAGGCAAUGAGCUAUUUCCAAAAGGUUGUCAUUAAUAUUUGUGGGAAGAUCCAUUUGCUUCUGUCUUCAUUCUGCCUUAAGCACUGCCAAUGUUUAUGGACCAUUAAACUGUCUGUAACUGUAUUAUUUGAGAAGAUGUUAAACUCCAGGCCCCCAGCUGAAACUUGGUAAGAUCAUGAUCACAUUAUUCAUUGCUGGCAAGACCUCUGUUCUGUGCUUCAUACAAAUGAAUACUUGAGAGAAUUGGACCUAUUUGAUAGCAACCUUGAUGAAGUAGCAACAAAGAUUCUUUAUCAAGAACUAAGGCACCCAAAUUGUAAACUACAAAAACUACUGUUGAGAUUUGUUUCUUUCCCUGAUGAUUGGAAGGGUAUCUUUGGUUCUUUGACUCAGAACCAGAAUCUGAUACACCUGGACCUGAAAGGGAGUGAUAUAGGGGAUAAUGGAGUAAAGUCAUUAUGUGAAGCCUUAAAAUGCCCAGAGUGUAAAAUACAGAAUCUGAGUCUGGAAAGGUGUGGCCUCACAGUGGCUGGUUGUGAGGAUCUGUCUUCUGCUCUCAUCGGCAAUGAAAGGCUGAAACAUUUAUCCUUGGCAGACAACACCUUGGGUGACGGUGGAGUAAAGCUUAUUAGUGAUGCCUUGAAACAUCCACAGUGUACUUUACAGAGCCUUGUGCAUCAGUUCUUCUUGUUGGCUUGUUCACUUCACUUAGCAGUGCAUAUCUCAACUUUUCUUCUACUCAGCAGGAGCCUGAGACAUGUGGAUCUGGGAUCAAUUUGUUUAAAAGAUAAUUGAGUAAAGCUGCUGUGUGAUGUCUUUUUGCAUCCAAGUUGUAAUCUUCAGGAGUUAGAAUUGAUGGGCUGUGUUCUCACCAGUGCCUGUUGCUUAGAUCUAGCUUCUGCUCUUCUGAACAACUCAAACUUGGGGAUGCUGGACCUUGGAAACAAUGAUUUACAGGAUGAUGGAGUGAAAAUUCUGUGUGAGGCUUUGAGCCAUCCAAGCUGCAACAUUCAGAGACUUGGGUUGGAAUACUGUGGUUUGACCUCCCUCUGUUGUCAGGAUCUCUCCUCUACUCUUAGCAUCAACCAAAGACUGAUAAAAAUAAAUCUGACACGGAAUAAUUUAGGGUUUGAAGGAAUUAAAAAGUUGUGUGAAGUCUUACAGUCACCUGGAUGUAAGCUACAAAUUCUAGGGUUGUGCAAAGAGACAUUUGAUGAGGAAGCCCAGAAACUUCUGGAGGCUCUGGGAGUUAGCAAUCCACACCUAAUCAUUAAGCCCAUCCGUAAAGACCAGAAUGAAGAAGAUGGGUCCUGGUGGCAGCAUUUCUGA